Messenger RNA from Sardina pilchardus (European sardine), 5115 nucleotides. RefSeq names its product ubiquitin specific peptidase 16 (gene usp16). Bases 242 to 2890 code for a protein of 882 amino acids. The transcript has 18 exons. The record is from RefSeq and is a predicted model, not a curated record. Gene Ontology annotation, molecular function: cysteine-type deubiquitinase activity; zinc ion binding. Gene Ontology annotation, biological process: protein deubiquitination. Lineage: Eukaryota; Metazoa; Chordata; Actinopteri; Clupeiformes; Clupeidae.
GCAUCUGGUGAUUCCACGUUUCGAACUCAGUUUUCCUCAAAAAUGUGUAAAUUUAGUGACACUUGCGCUAUACACAGUGUUAUUCUUUAGAUUAUAGAAUUGUGUUUUUACGGACCUCAAUUUCCAUUACAAUGAAGAUGAUGGGUCGACAACGUGCCACUUUGAAUUUUGUUCAGCUUGAAGAUCACUCAAAUCUACGCUUUUAACUUCAGAUUUUCCACGUAAUCCUCUGCCACUCGCGAUGGGUAAGAAGAAAGGAAAGGACAGAAGUUCCAAAGAGGAGAACUGCAUCGAGUUGACAGGCCCUACCUGUUCCCACAUUCGCAAGGGAAUAGACCAUAUCUUGUUUAAGAAGACUGCUCCAGAUGUCGAUUGGAGCUUGUGUCAGGACUGUCAGGAGGGACCGAACACCAACUCUGAGGAUGAAAUGAAUCAAGAGCCACAGGUUAUAUGGAUGUGCCUGAAAUGUGGACACAGGGGCUGUGGGAGAUACUCAGAAGACCAGCAUGCUGUGAAGCACUACGAGACGCCACGUUCAGAUCCUCAUUGUCUGGUACUGAAUCUGGACAACUGGACUGUAUGGUGUUACAUCUGUGAUGAUGAUGUCCAGUACUCAAGCACAGGACAGCUGGCUCAACUGGUGACCAAUAUAAAAAAGCUUGCACUAUCAGACGAUGCCAGACAAAAGCCAAAAACAAAAGAGCCCACUCAGCCCAGCAUCAGCCAUAAUGACUUGCAGGAAGAGGAAAGCAACCAUUUGAAGGAAGAGAAGAAGGAGGAGGAGGAGGAGGAGGAGAAAGAGAACAAAGGCAGACAAAAGAAGAACAUGAAGAAAGACACCAGCCCAAAGGGAAAAAAGACUGAGCCAGUGGGAAACAGUGGUGCACUUUCAGUCAGGGGGCUAAGCAAUCUUGGGAACACCUGUUUCUUCAAUGCUGUUGUACAGAACCUGUCCCAGACCCAGUUUUUGAGGCAGGUCCUCAGUGAUGUUACUCAUGAGAAGAUCACCGUCACUUUGACACCUAGCGUCUCUUCAGAACUGGAGCCCAUUAAGGUGCAGCUAGAUCAGCCUGGAUCCCUUACCCUCACCAUGUGGCAGCUGCUUAACGAGAUCCAGGAAAACAAGAAAGGUGUUGUCACUCCCAGGGAGCUGUUCACUCAAGUGUGUAAAAAGGCUGCCAGGUUCAAAGGAUUCCAGCAGCAAGACAGCCAGGAGCUCCUGCGCUAUUUGCUGGACGGUAUGAGGGCUGAGGAAAUUAAAAGAUUUAAAGCUGGAAUAUCGGAGGCUCUGAAAAGCUCAGGAAAGAAUGCAGAUUCAGAAGAGUCCAAGACAUUGAUGAAAAAUUAUGAGAAAAAUGGCGCACUCAAAAACUUUGUUGAUCAGGUCUUCGGGGGAGAGAUGACCAGCACGGUGAUGUGCAAAGAAUGCAAGACGGUGUCUGUCGUGACAGAAAUGUUCCUUGACUUGUCACUUCCUGUUUCAGAUGAGGCAUACAGGAAAAAGAAUCAAAAGAAAGUCGUGCAGAGGAGCAGCGUGAGUGAUGAUGGAUGGGACAGUCCUACUCCGUUGACCAAUGGGAAAGAAGACAUGCCAACGGGGGUGGGCAGUAAGUACCAGCAGAAGAAGGCAAAGAAGCAGGCCAAGAAACAAAAUAAGAACCAGAGGCGGCAGCAAAAACAGGAAGUGAAAGUCUCACUGGACACAUUGGAGAACCAGGAUGAGAUGGCCGGCGGUGACGCUGAGGCGGCCUCGCCGAGCACGGCCACCGAGCCCGAGGUGGGCGGCGAGACUGACGAGAACACCCAGAUGGACUCGGAGCAGCCGUCAGAGGUAGAUCACUCCGAGCAGGGACAGGGGAAGAUGGAUGAGUCUCCCAAGGGUAAUGAAGGUCAGCAGCAGCAGCAGCGGCAGGAUGGAGAGGAGGAUGAGGAGGAGGCAGAGGAGGAGGAGGAGGAGGAGGAGGAGGCCGCAGACGAGUCCGCAGUCAGCAAUCGAUUCAUGGCGCUGGCAGAGGACCAGAGUUCCAACUCGCAGACUGAUGAUGGCAGGCCCAAGGAGAAAGACGAGGAAGUGGUGAAGGACGCCACACAGGAGCCUUCCGCUGAAGACAACGAGGAGGAGGAGGAGCAGGAGGAAGAAGAGAAUUUGGAGGAAGAGAAUUUGGCUGAAGAGCUGAACCACUUGUCCCUAAAUGGGACUUCAGAGCCGGGCGAGGCCGUCACUGAGAAUGGGCACGUGUCUGACGAGAGCCCAGAGUACACCGUGGUCAACCAGGACCCCGAAAAGGCCUUCCACACCUUAGCCACCAGGGCGGCGCCAGACAAGCAGGAGUGCUCCGUGGACUCCAGCCUCUUCCAGUUCACCGAAGUGGAGCACCUCACCCAGAGUAACAGCUUGCUGUGUCUCACCUGCACAAAACGCCAAUCUGGGUCAGAAGGCUCCAAGAAGAGUGUGUACAGAGAUGCACUGAAGCAGAUGCUCAUCUCGUCUCCGCCGCCUGUGCUGACUCUUCACCUGAAGAGAUUUCAACAGGUUGGUUACAGUGUGUGUAAGGUGAAUCGUCAUGUCCAGUUCCCUCAGCUUCUAGACUUGGCACCAUAUUGCUCGGUCAACUGUAAGAACGUGCCAGAAGGAAUGACCCAGGUGCUGUACAGCCUCUAUGGGAUUGUUGAACACAGUGGGACAAUGAGAUCAGGACACUACACGGCCUACGUGAAAGCUCGGCCUCACUGUCAAAACAUGGCACCCAAUGGAUUAGCCACGCAAGGUAAUGGUGAGCCGCCGAAGGGAUCGUGGUUUUACAUCAGUGACUCAAGUGUUCAGCCUGUCACGGAAGCCAAAGCGCAGAGUUCCCAAGCCUACCUCUUGUUCUACGAGAGGAUCUCCUAAACAUCUUCUGCCCCAUACAAGAACCACUGCUGCUGCUUGAACUACCACACACACAGAGACAGAGACACACACACAGACAAAUAAAUGACUGUGAGAUGAACUGGAAGAUAAGCACCAGUGCACAUUUUUUUUUUCAUCCACCAAGAUGGAUGUCCGCUCAGCUGUGUGGUGUUAUGAUGAACGGGUGAGUCAGUUGUUGAGUUAGAGUGAUUUGUUUUAGAUAACAACAAAAUGAAACUUGAUUACUUGGCCUGUAAUCAAAAGGGGAAAUGGAGUUCUGGUAAAGGUGCGGUCCGCGGUUCAAAUCCGAUACACAAUUUGUCAAAUUCAGAAAAUUGCUGGUCCUUUAGUUGUCCAUUCUGUAAGUGUGCUUAAAAAAACCUGAUGUUCCUACACAGUCAUGGGUCUGUACAUGGGAAGUAGAGAGGCUGAACCAAUCAGGCUGUAAACCACACAUGCGUGUCAGUACAGGAUCACAAGCAUGGGAUGGUGUAUGGUGUAAUUUAAUUGGCUGAUUGACAGAAUCGCAGACUCUGUCUUAAGUAUAUGAUUAGCACAUAUGCUUACAGAAGAUUUCUUUGACUUUGGGGCAACUAAUCACCACGGUCUUAAAGAAGACACAGAAUGGAUGACUAGAGUAUUUUACCUUGUUCUCUGAUGUUAACAUAGAAGGUAUGCAAUUUUUGUCUGUCGAAACCAUGCUCAGAUGCAAUAUUCAUGCCCAUUUACAACCCUAUAAUUAGGCUGGGGAAUAAAAAGGCCCAUUUUAGCAGAUAUCCAGCAUCCCCCUCAUAGUUAUCUGGCACCCACAUGAAUAAUUAAGUGAAGUAAUUUACGCUAAUUGGCUUCCUUGCAACGAUGGCUCACAACAGGCAACUUCUACCUGAAUCUCCAACUUGAAGUAGUAACUUAACGGGAUCACAGUGAUGGUCUGCGCCACAGUCUGUUCAGAUUCACUAGUUUUAUAAAGGUCAUUUCAAAGUCAUUGAAAGCGGAAACAACCUUCUGGUUCACAGUAGCUCUAUGGCCAUGCACCAAACUGUCCCUCGUGCUACAAUCAGACUUGGCUUCUUUUUUUGAAGCUGUUAGCGUCAGUUUUACAUUAGAAUCCUAUGGAGUACACCUUGCAUUUCCCCUUGGGGAUCAAUAAAGUAUCUAUCUAUCCAAGUUUUCAAAAAAGUCUCCUUGGUCCUCGGCUGCUUUUAAAACGCAAUGGCAGGCGUCUUUUUCUGCAACUCAGAGCUGUUUUUAAAGUUGAGAAAUGUUCAACUUCUCGUCAGAAAAAGAAGCCAAGUCUUAACAUACCUUUAUUCAACAAAGCCAAGGUAAAAACAGUUUUCCAUUCUGUGUCUUUUCUAAAGUGGGUAUCCAUUCAGUGCUAAGGGGGUACCCAAUUUAUCCAAAACUGACAAAAAAAAGGGUCAUGCUCCCUCCCACGACAACAUUAUCUGUUAGGUGGCCAAACUCUCAAUUGCUUUUUCAGGUAUUUCUCAUUUGUGGGGAUCUUUAGAAUACAAAUGAGCCAUUGUAGCCUGGUAUAACUAGGUAUGCAGUCACUUUGUGAGAGUAUAAUCCCAACGAAAACUGGCCUGGGGACAAAAGAACAACAGUCAGGCUACACCAGUGGUCUUUUUUUCGAGCAGAGGUUCUGUUCUAUAGGUAAAAAUACCAGAUUGUUCUGUUUAGCCUUUACUUCGCAAGGGAGUUUCCUGCUGCCACGUUGGGUAUUAUCAAUUCAAACCUUUAAUUUGUUUUCACAGAACAGUAGAUUCAGCAAGCACCUCUGCCACCAAGUGAGCACUUGUGUAGAGUACCUAUGAGGAGUGAGGCAGGCAGGUGGGGUGUUGUGUCCUUAAUGGCCUUAAAUAUCCCUGGAAUCUGCGCACAGACUACAUCGCUUUAUCAAGAAAUGACAAUAACCACCAGUGCUAAUUUAGUUGCAGGCCUUGGUCCUUUUUUCUUGGAAAUACAAUAAAAGCCAUAAGGCAUUGUGUGUUUGCCACAUCUGCUCUUGAAAGAUGUUGCCCAGAAUGCUUUCCAACUCUCUACAGCCUGUCCUCAGAAACAUUACUGUGGUUGUGAAGAGUACAACUAAAGCCUCAUUUGGAACAACAAGAUAGAUCUAUGAGAGCGUAUACAUUUGUAUGGAAUAUUUAUAUGUAAGUUGUAUUUUAUAUGGUUCUUUUGGCAGAAUGCAAGUCUAAUAAAACAGUUAUUAAUCAUAA